CGCUCACACUCACACUUUUAUCCGUUKGACCGACAAAAGUGGACUUGUUUCUGAGAGAGAGAGGGGGGAUUUUACACAAACAAUCAAUGCCCCUCCUAUUCUUUUCUAUUUUUUGAUCAAUACUCCUCUCUUCUAUUCCGCCAUAUUGUGUUCGUCUCCCGAAAUCAUCACUUUUUCUUUAUCCGGCCAGUUUUUACAGGCAUUUCACGAUUUCUCCGGCCGGCCUCCUGAGAUCCACUAUUGCAUGCGAGGCUGGAGGGCAUUUCUCUACUGGUGUUUCAAUGGAUUCGUCUCCAAGAAGCGGGAACUUGUCCGUGGAGUCGGUGACGGAUGAUCUUAGAAAGAGCUUGGGGAACGAUAAGGUUCGCCUGAAGCUUGAAGAUCUGAAUUGGGACCACUCGUUUGUGAGAGAGUUGCCCGAAGAUCUAAUUACUGACACCAUUCCACGAGAGGUAUUACAUGCUUGCUAUACAAAGGUAUCCCCUUCUGCUGAAGUGGAGAACCCCAAACUUGUUACAUGGUCAGAGUCAGUUGCUGAGUUAAUUGAUUUGGAUCCCAAAGAAUUUGAAAGGUCAGACUUCCCACUCGUAUUCUCAGGGGCAUCCCCCUUGGUGGGAGUGAUGCCAUAUGCUCAAUGCUAUGGUGGACACCAAUUUGGCAUGUGGGCUGGUCAGUUGGGUGAUGGUCGUGCUUUAACUCUUGGGGAGAUUCUGAAUUCUCGAUCUGAAAGGUGGGAACUACAGCUUAAAGGUGCUGGUAAGACUCCUUACAGCCGUUCUGAAGAUGGUCUUGCAGUUCUGCGCAGCAGCAUCAGGGAAUUCCUUUGUAGUGAAGCAAUGAACAGUUUAGGAAUUCCGACGACCCGUGCACUUUGUCUUGUUACAACAGGCAAAUAUGUCACCCGGGAUAUGUUUUAUGAUGGCAAUCCAAAGGAGGAACCUGGUGCAAUUGUUUGCAGAGUUGCUCAAUCUUUUCUUCGCUUUGGUUCAUUCCAAAUACAUGCCUCUAGAGGCAAAGAAGACUUGGAUAUUGUUAAAGCCUUGGCAGACUAUACUAUCCGCCACCACUUUCCUCAUAUUGAGAAGAUAAGCAAGACUGAGAGCUUAUCCUUCAACACAGGAGAGGAGGGAUCUUUGAUUGUGGAUUUGACAUCCAAUAAAUAUGCAGCUUGGGCAGUUGAGGUUGCUGAGCGUACUGCUUCCUUGGUUGCAAGAUGGCAGGGGGUUGGAUUCAUUCAUGGUGUGCUUGACACUGAUAACACGAGUGUUUUGGGUCUCACCAUUGAUUAUGGUCCCUAUGGAUUUUUGGAUGCUUUUGAUCCAAGUUACACUCCAAAUACCACCGACUUGCCAGGGAGAAGGUAUUGCUUUGGUAAUCAACCAGAUAUUUGCUUAUGGAAUAUUAAACAGUUCACUGCAACUCUUUCAGCUGCUCAGAUGAUCAAUGAUAAAGAGGCAAACUAUGCCAUGGAAAGAUAUGGAACUAAGUUUAUGGAUGAUUAUCAAUCUAUAAUGACACGGAAACUUGGUCUUCCAAAAUACAAUAAACAGUUGAUCAGUAAACUUCUCAACAACAUGGCAGUUGAUAAAGUUGACUAUACAAAUUUCUUCCGGCUGCUUUCCAAUAUCAAAGCGGACCCUAGCAUCUCAAAAGAUAAGCUCCUUGUUCCUCUUAAGGCUGCUUUACUAGAUAUAGGCACGGAGCGCAAAGAGGCAUGGAUCAGUUGGGUGCAGGUCUAUAUAGAAGAGCUUGUUGCUAGUGGUAUUCCUGAUGAUCAAAGGCAGGCUCAGAUGAACUCUAUCAACCCCAAAUUCAUUUUACGGAACUAUUUGUGCCAGAGUGCCAUAGAUGCGGCUGAACAAGGUGAUUAUGAAGAGGUUCGGAGGCUGCUUAAAGUCAUGGAACGACCAUAUGAUGAACAGCCAGGGAUGGAGAAAUAUGCACGCUUGCCCCCUGCAUGGGCCUAUCGGCCAGGUGUUGGCAUGCUUUCUUCUUCUUCCUGAGGAACAUGGGCUUCAGGAGAAAUUCCAGAAGAUGUGUAUAAUAGUUGCAUCCAGUUAUAGGCAAUAAUAAUAAUAGAAUACAAAAAGUUUUUUUUCCUCAAUAAAAUACAUUAAAUUGUACUCCUAUUUUUGGAGUUCUGCAUGUAGUUGUCAGUUAUACGUUACAGAUAAACAUGGGGUUUUUUGUGCCUUGUGACGAGAAAGGUGCUAGGUUGUUAUUUAUUUCUUCUUUAGUUCUGGAAAUCAUACUGAAAACGGAACUUAACAUUAAUUUUUCUAUCACCGGGCAAUGAGAUUGCCUUGUGUUUUAGUACUCUAAAGUUGAAUUAUCUGAAGUUGCAGAGGCAUGUAAUGGAACGCUGACUGAUUAAGUAGGUCUGUGGAUGGUUCUUUCGAAAC
Messenger RNA from Nelumbo nucifera (sacred lotus), 2402 nucleotides. RefSeq lists its product as uncharacterized. Gene Ontology annotation, cellular component: chloroplast thylakoid. NCBI's taxonomy places the organism in Eukaryota, Viridiplantae, Streptophyta, Magnoliopsida, Proteales, Nelumbonaceae. Gene Ontology annotation, molecular function: AMPylase activity. The record is from RefSeq and is a predicted model, not a curated record. Gene Ontology annotation, biological process: protein adenylylation.